UAUAACGAGAGAGGAGUCCCCGAUCCGAUGCCACCUUCUCCUUCUUCGCGUCCGGGCUCUUUACCCUUUCUCCUUUCCCUCUCUCUCUCCCUGGUUCCGAUUCCAUCGUCGCCCCCGUCCUUCAUUAGCCGGUUAGGAUUUUUGACGCAGGAUAAUUAUCGGUUCUCACGCAUCAGGAUUCAUUGAUCACUAGGCUUAUGUGAUGAAUGCGUUUUCCCCUUCGGUAAGAUUGCUAAUAUGUUUUAGUCAUUGGAGUCGACUUGGGUUUAGCAGCGUACGAUCACGAUGAGCGAGGUAUUCGAUGGUUACGAGCGCCAAUACUGUGAGAUCUCCGCGUCUCUCUCGCGUAAAUGCACAUCUGCUGCUCAUCUCGAUGGAGAGAAAAAGAAGCAGAAGGUCUCGGAAAUCAAAGCUGGCCUGGAUGAUGCAGAAAAUUUGAUUAGGAAGAUGGAUCUUGAAGCGAGAAGCUUGCAGCCGAGUGUAAAGGCAGGAUUGCUGGCAAAGCUGAGGGAAUACAAAUCAGACCUUAACAACUUGAAGAGUGAACUGAAAAGAAUUACCACCCCUAACCCUACCCAAGCUUCAAGGGAAGAGCUGCUGGAGUCGGGGAAGGCUGACAUGAUAGCGGUCUCUGCUGAUCAAAGGGGACGGCUAUUGAUGUCAACAGAGAGACUUAAUCAGUCUACUGACAGGAUAAAGGAGGGUAGAAGGACGAUGCUAGAGACAGAAGAACUUGGUGUUUCAAUUCUUCAGGACCUACAUCAACAACGGCAAUCUCUCUUGCAUGCCCAUAACACGCUGCAUGGAGUCGACGACAACAUCAGCAAGAGCAGGAAGAUCCUGACUGCCAUGUCAAGAAGGAUGGAUCGGAACAAGUGGAUCAUCGGGGGAAUCAUGGUGGCUCUGGUUCUGGCGAUUCUGGUGAUCCUGUACUUUAAGCUCACUCAUUGAAGACCUGCCAACUCAUGGUUGGGGUUCUGACGAGUGUGCCGUAAGUCUUGCUACGGUUGAUGUGUGUUUCGUUCGUUUGCAUUGCAUGAUCGUUUAUUUCCAUGGAAGAACUUCUUCA
This is a messenger RNA of Musa acuminata AAA Group (dessert banana), 1069 nucleotides long. Its product is annotated as vesicle transport v-SNARE 11-like. Gene Ontology annotation, cellular component: ER to Golgi transport vesicle membrane; late endosome membrane; endoplasmic reticulum membrane. The coding region runs from base 286 to 951 and encodes 221 amino acids. The transcript has 6 exons. Gene Ontology annotation, biological process: vesicle-mediated transport; vesicle fusion; intracellular protein transport. Gene Ontology annotation, molecular function: SNARE binding; SNAP receptor activity. The record is from RefSeq and is a predicted model, not a curated record. NCBI's taxonomy places the organism in Eukaryota, Viridiplantae, Streptophyta, Magnoliopsida, Zingiberales, Musaceae.